CGAAACUGAUAUAACACAGAUACGGAAGACGCCUUAAUUCGUGACAGUGGGAUCUGAACGCGCCUUUGUUUCUGGAUUCUGUUGUGUAGAUCCUUGUUCCUUGUCAGAUUUAAUCGACAGGGUAUCAGAUUUUGUACAAUAUGGGUCAAGAGUUAUCAAACGCGGUCUUUAAAUCGGAAUGAAUCAAGACAUGGUUCAAAAUAUUACAGCAAUACACAAAAUUGCCUGGGACUCUUUUUCCACCGUAUGCAGUGUAGAAAAUUCUACCGUGUUGUUUCAUUUGUUACGGAACAGUUAUACGUGUGUUUGGAUAAUAGCAUUAUUUACGUUCUACCUGAACGAAGGUCUUCACAGGAAAGAUUUUGAAUAAUUGUUUAUUCAACCUGUUUUUAAAACCUCAAUCGAUUUCUUAUUAUGAAAAAAGGUAUUCAACAUAUUUAAUUCAUUUUCGUCAGCCGUGAGGUAAACGGAUGAUAGAGAGAUUUCUCGAGAGUUAAGGUUGACAUUUUCUUUACAAGGACUGUAGACUUUGACAUGAAAUCUUUUGUUGGAAAACCUCAGCCGGUAUGGUGAGGUUAAUCGACACCACAAGUAGAGGGACUACCAUCGCCUCGCCGUGCGCUUUCUCAGCUGAGCUCCGAUAUAUGCCCCUAUACAAAUUGGAUAAUGAUCUAUAUUAACAAUAAAACAGCGCACAAACGAAGCGCAAUCAUGAAUGAACUUCAAUAACUUAAAUGCGAAGCUGGAAUUCUUAUUACUGGUACGGAUAGUCAGCGCGAUCUUUGGCGUACAGAGCUGUUGCGCCGCUCACAGAGGCAACAAUUAGCGAUGACCAGGCUCUCAGGAAUAGGGGUUUUCUGGGCUUUGUUGUCCCUUCUGGCCGCGAUAGGGGCCAGUUUUGGAUUUUACAUGCCUUACUGGUUGAAAGGACAGCUGAACGAUAUACCGGUGUAUUUCGGUGUGUUCAGGCGCUGUAACUACCCGCGAAGAACCUUAGAUGGUGCAUUUGAAAUGGUGGAGCAAUGUGGACGAUAUUCGAGUUUCAGUGAUAUUCCCAGCUUAUGGUGGCAAGUGGCUACCGUAGCGGUGGGGGCCGGAUGUGGACUGGCUGUCCUAAUAGCCUUAAUUGCUAUAUUGGCGAUUUGUAUCAGGGGAAUAGUUUCACCUUUUAUUGCUAGGAUUGCAGGUGUUUUACAGAUGUGUUCGGGUUUGCUUGUAGGGGGAGGUGUUGCUAUUUACCCGCACGGUUGGACCAGUGAAGAGGUUCAGCAAGCAUGCGGGAACCUGUCCAGUUCCUAUAAAUUUGGAACCUGCACAUUCUAUUGGGCAUUUUACUUAACGGCAGGGGGAGCCGCCCUCACAUUGUUCGCCGCCAUGUUUUCUUGCUGUGCUAGCACACCCAAAAGGGACCGACCGUAUGCCGACGUGUAGCGUUAUGGAAGGUGUUAUUUUUAUACAUGUGCCCCAGCGCAGACUCGCUCACUUCUAGAAAACACAACAUAUUUUUGUAUAUGAGCAAUCACUACCUGUAGAGAUUUUAACUCAACUGAGCUGAGUCGGAUGAGUUUUUGAUGGAAAUGUGCCCCGUCGUCCGUCUGUCUUUAUAACGUUUGUUGGUCUAUAAAACAGUCCUUUCAAGGAAUAUAGGACCACUCUCAGUUAAAUUUAACCAUAGCCUUCGUUAUACAUGUAUUAGGAUUGAUGAAUAAAGGAUAUGGUUUUUCUAACAUUUCGGCGACGGAACUGAAUUUGGUUGGAUUAUAAUGACUCUGUAUUCAUGAAAAUAGUGCUACUUAUUUCCAAGCUAUUCGGAGAAAUAUUUGCAUGCCAAGGGAACAACUGGAUCAAAUAUUUAUACCAUAACGACUUUAAAAACGCUGAUAUACUAGUUUAUAUGUACAUGUAUACACUGAUAUACUAGUUUAUACGUACAUGUACACACUGAUAUACUAGUUUAUACGUACAUGUACACACUGAUAUACUAGUUUAUACGUAGAUGUACACACUGAUAUACUAGUUUAUAUGUACAUGUACCAGGGCCGUAAAUUACAUGGAGGCGGAGGAGGCAGCUGCCUCCUCCAACUUUUGAGCCAAAAAAAAUUAAAAUUUAAAGUUCAUUAGAAUUUAUGUUGUUUCCAAUAACUAAGAACAUGAUACCUCCCUUAAAAAGCAUUCCAAAUCUUUCUUUUAGAAUGAGUUAGUCAAGUAACAUCUUAGAAGGCCCUAGAAUCAAGGAUUUUGCACGAAACGUGUUCAGUGUGCACAAAAUGUGCUCAGCGUCUGGGGGCCUGGGCGGCCCCCAGACCCCCGCCUAAUUUCCUGCCUCCUCCAAAUUGAAGGUUAAUUUACAGCCCUGUGUACACACUGAUAUACUAGUUUAUAUGUACAUGUACACACUGAUAUACUACAUGUAGUUUAUAAGUACAUGUACACACUGAUAUACUAGUUUAUAGGUACAUGUACACACUGAUAUACUAGUUUAUACGUACAUGUACACACUGAUAUACUACAUGUAGUUUAUAAGUACAUGUACACACUGAUAUACUAGUUUAUAAGUACAUGUACACACUGAUAUACUACAUGUAGUUUAUAAGUACAUGUACACACUGAUAUACUAGUUUAUAGGUACAUGUACAUACUGAUAUACUAGUUUAUACGUAGAUGUACACACUGAUAUACUACAUGUAGUUUAUAAGUACAUGUACACACUGAUAUACUAGUUUAUAGGUACAUUCAUGUACAUACUGAUAUACUAGUCUAUAAGUACAUACACAUUGAGGAGGGUCCACCGCCGUUAAGAUUCAUUAUUUUGUAACAACUCGGGUCAGCGUUGUGGUCAUGGGUGUUUUACUUGUCCACGUGAAGUUGUGGUGAAAACAUGACAGAGCCGGUACGUAACAUUUCCCACCGUCGUAUUUGUGUAUCACGUGUCAUACGCGUUCAUGUAUGAUACUUGAGACAGUUCGCAUUUAAGUUUUUGAGAAAGAGAGAGAGAAGAGAGAGAGAGUCAUGACUUAUCAGAGUAUAACUUGAGCUGUAACUGUGUAAGGGAAGUUGGAGAGGAAAGAAGAAAGAGACAGAAAGAAAGAGAUAGAAGCAUGCCCCAUGUUUAACCUUAAGUGCAUCAUAAUCAUGUACAAUGUAUAUACGUGUAAUACCAUGUUACAUACACUGUUCAAAUGUCUUUGUUGAUAUUAUGUCGUAAAAUAAAAUUUACUACAUGUACAA
Ostrea edulis (European flat oyster) is the source of this 3228-nucleotide messenger RNA. RefSeq names its product LHFPL tetraspan subfamily member 6 protein-like. The transcript is spliced from 3 exons. Lineage: Eukaryota; Metazoa; Mollusca; Bivalvia; Ostreida; Ostreidae. Gene Ontology annotation, cellular component: membrane. Bases 829 to 1431 code for a protein of 200 amino acids. The record is from RefSeq and is a predicted model, not a curated record.